AUGGACACCCGGACAGGGUUACAAUCCAUUACCUCUCCGGAAGGGCAGGGAUGCCUGGCCACCCGCGAAGCCAUCAAGGUCACUCCCCUCGGCGAGAGCACUGGUGUAGUGUACCUGAUCUGUGCGCUGUUGGGGACCUGCCCACGCCUCUCGGGGCCUCUAGUGUACUGCCCUGGCCAACCACAAGUCCCCGUGCUGCGACUUUAUCAAAAGAGAGCAAGAGGCAUUAAGAGACGCAUCUCAGUCGAGACAAGGUACGCUCUGACACCUUUCAACGCCUGUCGCACGGCAUCCUCAUCGUCGUUGAUUCACGAUGUUGCAAGGAAUCUUUGA
Messenger RNA from Neurospora crassa OR74A, 333 nucleotides. RefSeq lists its product as hypothetical. The transcript has 3 exons. NCBI's taxonomy places the organism in Eukaryota, Fungi, Ascomycota, Sordariomycetes, Sordariales, Sordariaceae. The record is from RefSeq and is a predicted model, not a curated record. The coding region runs from base 1 to 333 and encodes 110 amino acids.